CUCUCUCUCUCUCUCUCUCUCUCUCCCAGUGCUUAUAUUGGUGACAGUUGUAGCUGUGGUCAAAAUAACAGUGAUAAGUGAUAAUUAAUGCUAACACAGAUACGACUGAAGAAAGAAAACGAAAAAAAAAAAAUAUAUAUAUAUAUAAGAAUGACAUAAGGAAAGAAAACAGGGAAAGAAGGAAAAGAAAAUAUGAAGACAAAAAUAGAUGUUAUUAAUAUGUUUCAAAGAUUGCUGUGUUUUUUAUCUAUUCGUUAAAGAAAUAAUAAAUACGCAUACCUUCUAUUAAAGAAAUAAUACGGGUACCUUAAAUUAAUUGCCUUAAUUAAUGCUUUCGUAAAGUGGACGAAUAUAUGAAAAGUUAGCGUGUGUUCAUCUGUUUGUUGACUGGAAUGGUUAAUUAGGUAGAGUAACAGGUGCGACCAGUUGAAUGUUUUAGAAAGGAAAGGCGCCGCAACACAGCGAUCAUGUGGCGCCGCAACAGGUAGAAAGGGGGAGGGGAGGGCAAAGCGUGGGGCAAGGGUGUGGAGUACAAACAGGUGUGUGAUACAGGAGACGGGUCACACAGGUAAACAACACCAAGAUCUACUUAAUCAUUUCUUCCAACCUAUUCAGAAUAUCUACGAGCGAGCGAGCGAGAGAGAGAGAGAGAGAGAGAGAGAGAGAGAGAGAGAGAGAGAGAGAGAGAGAGAGAGAGAGAGAGAGAGAGAGAGAGAGAGAGAGAAAUAGUCUUGCACACAAACAAAUCAAGGCAGAAUAAAUAAAUAAAUAAAUAAAUAAAUAGACACACCUAUCACUUAUCGCUGCUACCACACAUCCAUUUCCUUCUCCUAAACACGAAUACACGAUCAGUUCUCAGUAACAUGUUUGGCACAGUUUGGUUGAGAGGCAUUAAAAAUUUUAUCUGUUUUAAGGCGUUCCUAGAAUGUCUGUAUUAAAAUGUCUAUUUAGAAUACCUUAUUUAGUAUGCAUUUCAACAGGGUACGCAUGGAAAGUAGUCGUACGUAUUGACGAAGAAUACCGAAGACGUUAUAGAGAAUUACAGGGUUAAAUAUUUACCCUUUUACAACUUGCAAUUUAACAAGAAUAUACCAGAACAAAAAUAACGAAAAGAAAAUGAAAACGGAAAUAGGAAAAUAUAGAACAAUAUAAAAAAAGAGAAAGAAAAAGAAUAAAAGUAAACAGCGUAAGCAGAAAGGAAAAAAAAAGAAGCAAGAAGUAAAGAAACAAGUAAUAAACAAAUAAAAGAAUGUCGACACACACGCAACCUAUAGACUAAAAUAAGCCUUGAGUCCCUAUAUCCGCUGGCCACACCUGAAUCCUGACCACUGGACGCUUGACAACACACCUGCAGGCCAGAAUAACAGGCUCAGGUAUUAGGAUCACUACCACUGUCACCACCACCACUACCGUCAUCAACAUGGCCGCCCUUUUCGAAGGUGACAUGGCGGAGCUCUUCGUGAAAUAUCUUGAAGGCAGGAUGGUGGGCGUUGUGGUGCCAGAGUUGCCAAGUGGGGCUGAAGCAAUAGCAGAGCCUGAGGUGGGGGAGGACGGCCCACCAACACAUGCACUUCUAUACCAGGGUGGAGCCGUCAGCCUCAUCCCAGCGACAGCUUCCCAGUUAGCCUCCCGUAGGCUGAUACCAUACCCACACGUCUACCUCACCACUGAGCACGCCCUUACACUCACCCGUGCCCUUGCAACACUACACGCGCAUACCCUAAUAGACCGUAAGGAUGCAAAUGUGGAUACUUUGCAGGAAAAACCAGCUCUUAAUGCCCCAUCAUCAGAAACAUCUGAAGAGGAAAGUGAAGAUAAUGCCAAGCCAUCUAUCAUCGACAAGUGGACAGCCCAAAUCACACAGCUUGGUUUGGUUGAUGCCAACUUGUCUGUGAUGGUGGAUGCACUGGGGAACACGCAAGCUAACGAACGCACUGUCAGGAGGCUGGAGGCUCUACGUGGGGACCUCCCAACACUUACACAGUUCCUUCAGUUUGCAUCUGUCAUGCAGACAACGAGGGUACCAAGUGUGGGUCCUGUCUGUAUUGGAGAUGUGUGGGUUCCUGAGAUGGACCCUAUGGAAGGUGAGGAGGUCGUAGCGAUACGACUAAGAGGCGGUAAAGACCUCCAGGCACCUCCACUAAGGGAUGCCGCCUGGUCCUGGCUCACACUUCUGUCUGGUGAGACACUGCGUGACCGGUACAUGGAGCUCUGUGAUGACUACUGUAAUGCCUUCAACAAAGCUCUUCUCAGACGUGAGGCAGCUGGAGGUUUAGUAGAGGAGCUUUCCUAUUUUGAUGUCAUGAGAGAUUUAGGUGAAAAUUUCCUACAUGCCUUCCUGACAGUAAUACAUAAGUUUGUUGUCUCUGGGAAGUGGUUCUUUGACCGGCAGCUACACACCAAUGAGGGUUUGAUUGCCCUGGUUGAGCUUGUCAGUUUUCUCGUUGAUAAUGGCAUUGUAGGCUCCAUAUUUGUUGUUUGAUGAUUUGCCCCCAUUACCCUUACCCUUCCUACCUCCCAUAUACCCAACAAAAACCCUCACUUCCUCUCCUUUUCCUUGUUACCUCUUACAUCCCACUAGCUGCACCAAACACCUUUACCUUUACCAUCCCUCACACACUGUCCCUAUGCCCCUCCCAGACACCCUCACCCCACACUGCUACCCACCUCUAGAUAUUAAUGACUCACAUUCCCCAAAGUCUCAGCCCAAGCCAGACCAUCUUUUUUUUUUUUAAAGCAAACAUAUCAUAGAUUAGUUCUCAAGAUUUACACUUAUUUUUUAGCACAAUAUUUCCUUAGCUGUAAGAUCCAUCUACCUAUCUAUAAUUUUAAUGCUUCCCUUUAAGUAGGUGGCCAUGGCAGAGAAGUCCCUAUCUUUUUCCUGUACAACACUUGUAUUCUUUCACCUUCGUGUCAAGACAUCUGUUCCCUUUUAUCCGUUUUACUAAUUGCCUCCCUCUAACAUUACACUAUUCAAUUUCAUAAUAGUACACACUCUGACACACUCAUUUAUUAUGCAAUAUUCUCCCUAGAAUAUUCAAAUUAAAGGUGCAUUUCACAUGUAUAUCUCAAUGCCUUCCUAGUGUAGCUACAACAUUUCUGGCUUUUCAUUUGCUUGUGGUUAUUCAUCUUGUGUUCAGCCAAAGCAGUUUAGAAUCUGAGUAUUCUGACAAAAUUUUACUUUUAGGUGCAUGACAAAAUGCAUCGAAUUAAGCAUAAAACUCAUUGCAUAAUAAUCUCUCUCUCUCUCUCUCUCACACACACACACAUACACACACACACACACACACACACACCAUAGGAGAAUAUGUACUCCUUCCUUCCCUUCAUUUCUCACCAGCAAACACACAACUCCCAUAGUAUAACUCCAAGCAGUAUUGCCUGGGUGCCACAGUCGUUGUCGUGUACCGUUAUGUCAGGCUGAAUUGUACAUAUACAGCCACACUACAGUAUUAGUUGUCAUUCUUUUGGAGGACAAAAAAUCUCCAUUUCCGAGAUAAAAAUGCAUGUCAAAUAAACAUCUUAUGAGAUUUUACAUUCAAAAGUUUGAUUUAUUUAUGUUGCACUGACGAGUGAAUCCUAAUUUUAUCCACUUUUCUUGCUGUAUAAAAAUUGUCAUACAAGCUCUUUUGACAAACUUACCUAAGUGUAUUACAGAGGACCUAGUGCACUAUGGCCUCCUGUAGAGCUUAGCAAUACAAAACAUAGCAUUAUGUGGUGUUUUUUCUAUUGUUUCUGUUUUAUGUUUGUGUUGUUUAGUCUUGUCUCUAAGAUUAAGAAAACUGCAUUAGGAUUGGCAGCAUUCUCAACAUGAAUUUCCUACUAAUGUGUGUAUUUUUCUGUUUUGUAUAUAUUUUUUGUUCCUUGCCUCUAACAAAGUCUGGAUUUUGUGUCUGGACUAGUAGUAUUCUCGGCAUUUAUAUCUUGUAAGUGUGUGUGUGUGUGUGUGUGUGUGUGUGUGUGUGUGUGUGUGUGUGUGUGUGUGUGUGUGUGUGUGUGUGUGUGUGUGUGUGUGUGUGUGUGUGUGUGUGUGUGUGUGUGUGUGUGUGUGUGUGUGUGUGUGUGUGUGGCAUAUGUAUUUUUCUCAUUCUUUGUCUUUAAGAAAAUGUUAUUUUAUGUCUGUAUUAGAUUUACUCAGCACUAAAUUCUUGGACUGCGAGUGCAUGUGCGUGCGUGCAUGUGUGUGUGUGUGUGUGUGUGUGUGUGUGUGUGUGUGUGUGUGUGUGUGUGUGUGUGUGUGUGUGUGUGUGUGUGUGUGUGUGUGUGUGUAACAGUCCUCUAAUUCUGAUAGGUCACACAUACGCUGAAUACAAGUAUUACACACAUGCAAUGCCAUUAAUCCAAAGGCUGUACAUACUCCUAUACAUAACUUGCAUAAUGAGGAGACUGUGUUAAUAUUCAGUGAUGUUAAUACAUAUACAAACCACAAAUCAUCCCUCAUUCCUUCAUAUCAUCUCAUUAUCCUCAUCCCUUAGAAUUAGUUUAAAAAAAUCAAUGAUAAAACUGGACUUCGUUUCCACAUCCUUUCUUCUCUUAUCAUUCCCUUUUCAUUUUUCCUUCCCCUUCCAUGUCCCCCAUUUCAGUUCCCAUCUCCAAGCAGAGGCUGUCCUUAACCUGGCCACCCUGACAGCUUAACAGACACACAACAGAAACUCAUAAAUGCCUGCUGCUUAGAUACAUGAUUAGUAUAUUCUUAAACGCAGCUUGUGAUAAGAUAUUCUAUGCACACAUCUACGUAGACAGUGCAUCUCUGGGGCUGUAUAUUCUUAUGUAUUGGUAACUGAAAUGAAUACUGUAUUGAUGGAAAAAUCUAUGAGUCUAUAUAGAAAAUAUUAUAAUGCCAAAUGUAGUGAUAUAAAUAGUAAACUGUAUGAAACUUAGUAAUAGUGAUACAUAAACUAUUUCCAACCAUUUUCAAACUAUCCUAAACUAAGAGAUAUAAAGAAAUCCUAAAGUCUGUCUUAUCAUUCACAAAAUUUAAUUUCAACAUGGGCUUAAAAUUUUCCCUCCAUAAUAAUCUUGCACGUUUUUUAAUCUAUAGCACCAAUGAGAUUUGCAACACAAUUUCACACCACUCUUUGUAAUAUAUUAUGAAGAAUACCUAAUGCCUAGCAAGCCCCAGGGAACCUAUUACAUGAAAGCUUUCUGCACACAAGUUCCGUGCAUAGGGAAUGGUGCUGGGACACUCGGCGUGACACAGCUAAAAAUACACGCCAUCCUUAUCUCGUCAUGCAUUCUUUAAUAUUAAGCAAGCCUACAUACUUAAGCAUUAGCUGUAGUAUUACUUAAAAAAGCUAUCCAUCUUAACAAUGUGAUAUUAAUGCCUCUAUAAUUGUAAUCUGAAUCUCCUUUGGGUUUUCUUUAAAGAAUUACCUAUGUAUCACUCACACAUGAAAUUAUUAUUUUUUUUUAAGUAAAAAACAUACAUUUCAUUGCUCUAUCCACAAUUACUGUCCCAAUUAUUUCUAUUACAAGAAUGAGUUUGAUUUUACCUGACCAUUUGAUCAAAUUAGAUCAACUUGAAAAGAUACAUAGCAACUGCAUUAAGAUUAUUUUACUAACCAUAAAAAUAUACUAGAUUUGUUUGCCCAAGUGAGACAGGAGUGAUUCUAUAAAUGUACACCCUUUUAAUGCAUAGAUGAGAUGCUAAUUCUCUAAAGCAAUGAUGAUAAACAACUUCUGUCCUUAUAAUAUACUGAAAUAAGAUAUGUAUUUGUAAGGCACCUCAGCAUGAAUGUACGUAAAGGCUGUCACUUGUUAUUCCUGCUGCUGCUACUGUGUUACUGUUACAAAAUGUAGCUCAUAACAAUAACAGUGAUGCAAAAUUAUAACAAUAGUCACUGAGAAAAUAAUAAAUAAAUAUAAAACUGUGAAAAAAAAUAUACAAAA
Messenger RNA from Scylla paramamosain (green mud crab), 5889 nucleotides. RefSeq lists its product as uncharacterized. The record is from RefSeq and is a predicted model, not a curated record. NCBI's taxonomy places the organism in Eukaryota, Metazoa, Arthropoda, Malacostraca, Decapoda, Portunidae.